Molecule: messenger RNA, 4643 nt
Organism: Caenorhabditis angaria
Lineage: Eukaryota; Metazoa; Nematoda; Chromadorea; Rhabditida; Rhabditidae
Source: the annotation of a GenBank genome assembly
AUGGAAGAUUCUGGAUUUUCUGGAGUUGUUCGCCUUUCGAAUGUCUCCGAUUUUAUUGCACCAAAUUUGGUAAAUUUUUUUUGAAAUUCAAAUUUUGCCGCCAAAAACUACCGUAUAUUUAUUUUCAGGAUUGCAUAAUUCCACUCGAGACCAAAACUGUGCCCGAAAAACCGGCGGAAAAUCUGGUGAACAUCAAGAAAAAGACGGAAAAAUGUAAAGAAGCCGAGGAGAAGACAAAGGUACAGUACUUUUUCUACAGUAACCCACAGUAACCCUCGUAGAAUUUUGCAGAAAUCGAUAAAAAUCUCAUUGGCUGAUUGUUUGGCGUGUAAUGGAUGUAUUACGAGUGCUGAAACUGUUUUGAUUGAGGAACAAUCGAUUGGAAGGUGAAUUUUCAGAGAAUUCUGAUUUUUUGAGCUGAAAAUCGCAAAAAUUUGACCCAAAAUCAUGUUUUUCAUGCAUUUUGAGGGUGUAAAAGCGGAGCAUCGUAGUUUUGCAUAUUUUCAAACGAUGCUCCGGGUUUACACCUUUGAAAAUUGCUGGAUUUCGACCCAAAAUUCAAGAAAAUCGCAAAAAUUUGACCCAAAAUCAUGUUUUUCAUGCAUUUUGAGGGUGUAAAAGCGGAGCAUCGUUGUUUUGCAUAUUUUCAAACGAUGCUCCGGGUUUACACCUUUGAAAAUUGCUGGAUUUCGACCCAAAAUUCAAGAAAAUCGCAAAAAUUUGACCCAAAAUCAUGUUUUUCAUGCAUUUUGAGGGUGUAAAAGCGGAGCAUCGUAGUUUUGCAUAUUUUCAAACGAUGCUCCGGGUUUACACCUUUGAAAAUUGCUGGAUUUCGACCCAAAAUUCAAGAAAAUCGCAAAAAUUUGACCCAAAAUCAUGUUUUUCAUGCAUUUUGAGGGUGUAAAAGCGGAGCAUCGUAGUUUUGCAUAUUUUCAAACGAUGCUCCGGGUUUACACCUUUGAAAAUUGCUGGAUUUCGACCCAAAAUUCAAGAAAAUCGCAAAAAUUUGACCCAAAAUCAUGUUUUUCAUGCAUUUUGAGGGUGUAAAAGCGGAGCAUCGUUGUUUUGCAUAUUUUCAAACGAUGCUCCAGGUUUACACCUUUGAAAAUUGCUGGAUUUCGACCCAAAAUUCAAGAAAAUCGCAAAAAUUUGACCCAAAAUCAUGUUUUUCAUGCAUUUUGAGGGUGUAAAAGCGGAGCAUCGUAGUUUUGCAUAUUUUCAAACGAUGCUCCGGGUUUACACCUUUGAAAAUUGCUGGAUUUCGACCCAAAAUUCAAGAAAAUCGCAAAAAUUUGACCCAAAAUCAUGUUUUUCAUGCAUUUUGAGGGUGUAAAAGCGGAGCAUCGUAGUUUUGCAUAUUUUCAAACGAUGCUCCGGGUUUACACCUUUGAAAAUUGCUGGAUUUCGACCCAAAAUUCAAGAAAAUCGCAAAAAUUUGACCCAAAAUCAUGUUUUUCAUGCAUUUUGAGGGUGUAAAAGCGGAGCAUCGUAGUUUUGCAUAUUUUCAAACGAUGCUCCGGGUUUACACCUUUGAAAAUUGCUGGAUUUCGACCCAAAAUUCAAGAAAAUCGCAAAAAUUUGACCCAAAAUCAUGUUUUUCAUGCAUUUUGAGGGUGUAAAAGCGGAGCAUCGUUGUUUUGCAUAUUUUCAAACGAUGCUCCAGGUUUACACCUUUGAAAAUUGCUAGAUUUUGAUUCUUUUGAAGAUUUUUAUUUAAAAAAACGAAGAGAAAAACAACGAUGCUCCGCAUUUACACCCCUGUACUCGAAAUUCCCCGAAUUCCACGUAUUUUGGCUCAAAAAAUCCGAAAUUUUCCAGACUUUGGCAAGGUGUCGAAUCGUCAGAUUUUUCGGUAGUUACCGUAUCUCCCCAAUCAAUUUGCUCGAUUGCUGUGAAAUUGGGAAUCUCGCCGGAAAAUGCGGCGAUUCGAAUUUCAAACUAUUUUUUGAGCAAAGGUAAUUUUUUUUUCAAAAUUGUUGAAACGUUGGCGGGAAGAAAAAAAUAUCUACAAAAAAUGGUUAUAUUUGGUUACUGUAGAAAAUUACUGUAUUUAGAAAAAUUAAUUUUUUAAUUGGUACAGUAAUUUUCUACAGUAACCUAGGAUUUUUGACGCAAAAAAUCUAAGUAGAUCAAAGAAUUGGCCAAAAAAGUUCUGAAAAUUCUGUGGAUCAAAAAACACUUGGUACAGUAAUAUUCUACAGUAACCUAGGAACUUUUGAAGCCAAAAAUUGGUUUUUGGUCAAUUUUGGGUUACUGUAGCUCAAAAGUUCCGAAAAUUUGUUAGAUCAUAAUUCUUUGUACUGUGGAAAAAUUGUUCCCAAAAAACACUUGGUACAGUAAAUUUCUACAGUAAUCUACGAUUUUUUUCACAAAAAUUGAUGAAAUCGAAAAUUUGAAACGUAAAUUUUCCAGGAUUUUUUUUUCCAGGCGUCACUCAUGUUAUCGAUUCCUCAUUUGCACGGCAUUUCACACAUUCUCUGUUAUUUUCCGAAUUUCAAGCUUCAACUUCGAAUUCUUCUUCAAAUUCAUUCCUUUUAUCAUCAGCUUGUCCCGGAUUUGUUUGUUAUUCGGAAAAAUCGACAAAUGCUCAGAUUCUAGUGCCAAAAAUCAGUCGAAUUCGAUCGCCGCAAGCUAUUGCUGGAGCUAUUGUUAAAGGUGCGAAAAAUCGGGGAAUUUUGAGCUAAAUUUCAAGAAAAUUGGGAAAUUUUGAAGGUGUAAACGCGGAGCAUCGUAGUUUUCAAGUUUUCAAACGAUGCUCCGCGUUUACCCUCUUGAAAAUAGUGGAAAACUGAUUUUAUACAAUAAUUUCAAGAUUUUCAUUGUUUUAAACUCGGAAACUACAAUACUCCGCGUUUACACCCUUUAAAAAUUAUUGUUGGUUCUGAAUUUCGCAAAUAUUUUCAUUUUCAAACGAUGCUCCGGGUUUACAAUCAGAAAUUGCGAGUUUUUUGACCUAAAAUUCAAAUUUAAUACGAUUUUUUUAAAGGUGUAAUUGCGGAGCAUCGUAGUUUUCAAUAUUUUCAGACUACCUUGCUCGAAAAUUCCAAAUUCAACCACAUCGCAUAUUCCACGCCACAAUAAUGCCGUGUUUCGACAAAAAAUUGGAGGCUUCCCGCAAAGAAUUUCUGUGUACUUCUCACGGAGAAGAGGAGGUUCGAGAAACUGAUUGUGUUAUUAGUACGGGUGAGGGAUUUUUUGGGGGGAGAAUUUGAAAUUUGAAAUUUUUUUUUUCAAAUCAAAAUUUGAAAUUUUCAAAAAUUUCCAAAUUUUUCAUGCAAAAAUUUCCUGAAAUUUUCCAAUUUUAAAAAAAUCUUAAAAUUUUAGAUCAAAAUUUAAAAUUUUUCAUGCAAAAAUUUUCCAAUUUAAAAAAAAUCUGAAAAAUUCAGAUUAAAAAUUUUAAAUUUCACAAAUUUCUAUAUUUUUCAUGCAAAAAUUUUCUGAAAUUUUCCAAUUAGAAAAUUUUCAAAAAUUUCAGAUUAAAAAUUUAAAUUUUCACAAAUUUCUAUAUUUUUCAUGCAAAAAUUUUCUGAAAUUUUCCAAUUAGAAAAUUUUCAAAAAUUUCAGAUUAAAAAUUUUAAAUUUUCAAAAAUUUCUAAUUUUUUCAUGCAAAAAUUUUCCAAUUUAAAAAAAUCUCAAAAUUUUUGACCUCAAUUUCAAAUUUUCAAAAAUUUUGCAAAAAAAAAUUAAAAUCCAAUUUUUUCAGCUGAACUCUAUGAGGAAUUGGAAAAAUUCGAAUUUUCUCCGGAAAUUCCGAAUUUGAAUCAAUCACCCGGAUUUUUGGGCGAUUUGUCGCGUGGCAAAAUUAUUGGCGAGAAUGGUGGAAGUUCGGGUGGAUAUGCUGAAAAUAUUGUGAGGAGUUAUCUGAAAUUGAAUGGUGGAGAGCUCAAACAGCAGAAAUUGUGAGUUUAAACGAUGCUCCGCGUUUACACCGCAAAGUUUUGACACAAAAUUCGAGGGAAAUCGUGAAAUUUUGACUUCAAACGAUGCUCCGCCUUUACACCAUGAGAAAUGGCUAGUUUUGGACCAAAACCUUGAGAAAAUCGCAAAAUUUUGAUUAGAGAGUGUAAAUGCGGAGCUUUGUUGUUUUUUAAACGAUGCUCCGCCUUUACACCAUUAAAAAUAGCUAUAUUUUCAGCAAAAUCUCGAGAAAAUCGCAAAACUUAGGUGUAAAUGUGGAGCGUCGUAGUUUUUCACCCCUCAAAAUUUUUUUGCCACGUCAUAACCUCAUUUCUUUCAGAAACAAACAUAUGGAUUCAAUAGAAGUUCUAAAUUCUGAAGGAAAUUCAGUGCUUCGCGUCGCCCGAGUCUACGGUUUUCGAAAUAUUCAAAACCUGGUGAGAAAAAUGAAGAUCUCCUCGACAUCCACCAAAUCAAAAAUGUACGACUACGUGGAAAUCAUGGCGUGUCCAGGUGGAUGUUCAAAUGGUGGAGGACAAAUCAAAUAUUCAAAAAUGGAUGAAAGAGAAGAGCAGUUGGCGAAAAUCGAUGGGAUUUAUGAGAAUUUGGAGAGACGAGACGAUGUUUUGGAUGAGAUUUUGAGGGUUCAGCGGGAAUGGCAGAUGUUGAAUGAGAAUUGGCAGAAGUUGAUGUUCACUGAUUAUUCGAUUAUUGAUUCGAAUAUUUCGCAAACUUUGAAAUGGUGA